CUGAGGCUUUUUUCAUUUAACGUCAGAUCAAGUUUGACCACCACUGGCCCGCGCCGCGACGGGUCCAAUCGGAGUUCAAAUCAGCUCCUUCUUCCCCCCACCAGCCCACCCCUCCUCUCUCUCUCUCUCUCUCUCUCUCUCUCUCUCUCUCUCUCUCUUAGUUGCAAAAAAUGCUCUGCAGCUGGGCUGCACCUCAAUGAACCUAAUUGGUGCACUGUGAGCGACCAUCAUCUAUCCACUGGAUUUCCAUUGCGCCCGGCUUUCAUCCAGAACAUAUGAAUUUGCUUAGACAGACCCUUUUAAGGAGUUGAACAGAUAGGUCGGAGAAAAUGGCACAACGCGUGGUUUUGUUUCUACUGUGGCUCUGUGACAGAUCAUUCGCAGGAUUUCCCAAUCAGAUUAAUAUCGGGGGACUGUUCAUGCGUUCCACGGUGCAGGAGCACAGCGCGUUCAGGUUCGCUGUCCAACUCUACAACACCAACCAAAACACCACUGAAAAGCCUUUUCACCUCAACUACAAUGUCGACAACCUCGAGUCGUCCAACAGCUUUUCGGUCACCCAUGCGUUUUGCUCCCAGUUCUCCCGUGGGGUGUACGCCAUCUUCGGAUUCUACGACAAGAAGUCCAUGAACACCUUGACCUCGUUCUGUGGUGCUCUGCACACCUCCUUUGUCACACCCAGUUACCCCACCGAUAAUGAGGUGCAGUUUGUCAUCCAGAUGCGCCCCGCCCUCCGGGGUGCUGUCCUCAGCCUCCUCUCUCACUACAAGUGGCAGAAGUUCGUCUACCUCUACGACACUGACCGAGGUUUCUCUAUACUGCAGGCCAUCAUGGAGGCAGCGGUGGCUAACAACUGGCAGGUGACCGCCCGCUCUGUUAGCAGCACAACAGACGCAGCAGAGUUCAAGCGCAUCAUUGAGGAGAUGGACAGGAGGCAGGAGAAGCGCUACGUGAUUGACUGCGAAGUGGACAGGAUCAACACCAUAUUAGAGCAGGUUGUGACCCUGGGGAAGAACAGCCGUGGUUACCACUACAUUCUGGCCAAUCUUGGAUUUUCUAAUGUGAGCUUGGACAAAGUCUUCGCCGGUGGAGCCAACAUUUCAGGGUUUCAGAUAGUCAACCCUGAGAACCCGAUUGUGCAGCAGUUUAUGCAGCGCUGGGAACGGCUAGAUGAAAGAGAAUUCCCAGAAGCCCGAAACACUCCUCUGAAGUACACUUCAGCUCUGACUCACGAUGCCAUCCUGGUGAUAGCAGAGGCCUUCAGGUACCUGCGGCGCCAACGCGUGGAUGUCUCUCGCAGGGGCAGCGCUGGGGACUGUCUGGCCAAUCCCGCUGUACCUUGGAGCCAAGGCAUCGACAUCGAGAGAGCUCUCAAAACGGUCCAAGUGCAGGGUAUGACCGGGAACAUUCAGUUCGACAACUACGGCCGCAGGACCAACUACACCAUAGAUGUUUAUGAGAUGAAAACAGGUGGGCCGAGGAAGAUUGGGUACUGGAACGAGUACACGCGAUUUGUAAAUAUUAUGGACCCGCAGGUCUCCAACGACUCCUCAGUGGAAAACCGAACGAUUGUGGUCACUACUAUUAUGGAAGCUCCUUAUGUGAUGUACAAGAAAAAUUAUAUGCAUCUGGAGGGGAAUGACAGAUAUGAAGGCUACUGCGUCGAUUUAGCAUCUGAGAUUGCCAAACAUGUUGGAAUUAAGUACAAACUGUCUAUAGUAAUGGAUGGGAAGUACGGAGCCCGAGACCCCGAGACCAAGACGUGGAACGGGAUGGUGGGUGAACUGGUCUAUGGGAGAGCAGAUAUAGCUGUUGCACCUCUCACCAUUACUCUGGUUCGAGAGGAGGUGAUAGACUUUUCCAAGCCGUUUAUGAGCUUGGGCAUCUCCAUUAUGAUAAAGAAGCCCCAAAAGUCCAAGCCCGGCGUUUUCUCCUUCCUGGACCCACUGGCCUAUGAGAUCUGGAUGUGUAUAGUGUUUGCCUAUAUUGGGGUGAGCGUGGUCCUGUUCCUGGUCAGUCGAUUCAGUCCUUACGAGUGGAACCUCGAGGAACAGGACGAGACCAAAGACCCCCAGACUCCCCCUGACCCGCCCAAUGACUUUGGCAUCUUCAAUUCCCUCUGGUUCUCACUGGGCGCCUUCAUGCAGCAGGGCUGUGACAUCUCACCCAGGUCCCUGUCAGGCCGUAUCGUCGGUGGUGUGUGGUGGUUCUUCACCCUCAUCAUCAUCUCCUCCUACACAGCCAACCUGGCUGCCUUCUUGACAGUGGAGAGGAUGGUCUCUCCCAUAGAAAGUGCCGAAGAUCUGGCCAAGCAGACAGAGAUAGCAUAUGGCACUCUGGACUCAGGCUCCACAAAAGAGUUUUUUAGGCGAUCCAAAAUAGCAGUGUAUGAGAAGAUGUGGUCAUACAUGAAAUCCGCUGAACCCUCAGUUUUUGUUAAGACCACGCCCGAUGGCGUAGCCCGGGUACGAAAGUCAAAGGGCAAGUUCGCCUUUCUCCUCGAGUCCACCAUGAAUGAGUACAUCGAGCAGCGGAAGCCAUGCGACACCAUGAAAGUGGGCGGGAACCUCGACUCGAAAGGCUACGGUGUGGCGACACCCAAAGGCUCAGCAUUAAGAACUCCUGUAAACCUUGCAGUAUUGAAACUCAGUGAACAAGGCAUCUUAGACAAGCUGAAAAACAAAUGGUGGUACGAUAAGGGUGAAUGUGGAACCAAGGACUCUGGAAGUAAGGACAAGACAAGUGCUCUCAGCCUAAGCAAUGUGGCUGGUGUCUUCUAUAUUCUGGUUGGAGGGCUGGGGCUGGCCAUGAUGGUGGCUCUGAUAGAGUUCUGUUAUAAAUCACGGCAAGAAACCAAACGGCUGAAAUUGGCCAAGAAUGCCCAGAAUUUUAAGCCGGCUCCCCCGACCAACACCCAGAACUUUGCCACAUACAGAGAAGGCUACAACGUAUACGGAACCGAGAGUGUUAAGAUCUAGAGGUUUAGGAAACAUUUGCAUUGUCCCUUACAACUGUGACUAAACAUCUAUGAAAGGACAGGAUCACGGGGAUUCGAGCUCCAAGCCAAAUCCUCUCGCGCGGAUACACGGCACGAUAAUCUGCAAUGACGACACGACUGGACUGGUCACGGGAAGAGCCGACACGGUUCCUCUCCUCUCAGUGCCUUAUGGAACUCCCGAGUCCAAUCAAUGCAACUCAUUCACAAUGAUAUUGCUUUUUUUUGCUUGAAACUCAUACAAAACAGAAGAAUGGUGCAGUGAUAAAAAGAACAUAUAUCUCUAUAUGUAAUACAUUUGACAUGUUACAAUGAAUGAGAUAACUAAAGCCAUCAUUUGCAACCCUAAGCACAUUUUGAAGUGCCAGACAGACGACAAAUCUUAUAUGACAAGUGUCUAAUUGGUUUCUUGUAAUCAGUAUGAUCAGAUUACUCUUCAUCCUUCUGCUGCCAGAUUUUCACUGGUUAUAUGUGUUCAGAUAAGUUUAUUAGAUCUACUCAGUGCACUGUAAGACACUGGUUAUCAGAUGAUAGCUUUUUUACUGCUGUAAGUCACUUACACGGUGACCUUGUACUCAUUUUAAAAGACAGAUUGAUCUCAUUGGAGCGAAAUGCCAUUCAGCCCAAAACAAUGAUGAGUGUGUCGUUUGUACUCUAAAACUCUGGUGCUGCUGCCACUGUCUUCUGAACGUUUGACGGGACUCACGGAGAUGAGAAGAUGAUCUGGUUGGCUUUUGCGCGCUGCUGAACCAGAUCAUGAUUCGCACUUCCAAUACUGCCAAGAGUGUGUUUUGUAUGACAAAAAAAGUGUGUAAAGCAAAGUAUUCAUGCUUGAUUUAAAAAAAAAAAAGAAUAAUAAAAAAUCUGUUUGUGAUUCACAGUUUGUAAAAUAUCAAAGGAGCCACUGAGUCGCUAAGGUUCACAGCUCCAAACAGUUUCUCCCUGAAGUCUAGAGUCAUUCAAGUCUUCUGUACAUGAAAGUAAAACCAAACAAAAAGGGUAAUUCAAUUGUAGAUUAACUGCAAUCCAAUUAAAGGAUAACAGUAAUGGCUUUUAAACUGUAGUAUUUUGGAUUACCUGACCAUUUUCUUUUAACAAUUGCACAUUUUACAAUGAGCUGUGGUUUGCUUUUAAUUUGAUUUCCUUCAAUGAGCAUUACAGUGUUUGGUGACUUCACUUAGUAAAUGAAAAUGAAAAAUAUAUGAAUACAAUGAAAAAUAGAUUUAUACAAGGUUAUACCAGGGAGACUCCUGAAGCUUAGCACAUUUCCAUAUUGCUGUAAUAAUUUCUUUUUCUUUCAAAAAGACUGUGAUUCCAUAGGAUUUAGGACGAUACUUAUCUAAUCACCUGAAGCUAUGGGCAGAUAGUUUUAUAUGAAAAAAGAAACUGAAAGAGAAGAAAAAGAAAGAGUAACUUGAGAAGUGUGUACAUUUAGAUAAAUGAGUUAUUUAUAUUACAUGAUGGUUUCCCUUUUUUGUUUUUGUUUUUUCUAAGAAAUUGCAUGUGAAAUCAGUGAUGCUUGACGAGCUCUGCUACUCACAAACUGACCUUAGGUUAACGUUAGAAAUCCAGCCCUGGUUAUUCUUUUGUAAAUCAGUUUCACCUUCUUUUUUUUUCUUUUUUGUACACCUCACCUUCUGCAAAAACGAAAACUCGCCAGGCAUAGUAGUGGGUACAAAAGAGCAAGAGAUGCAUGCAUAAUUUGCUGAACCUCAUUAGUGAGGCGCUGUACAGAGAAUUUUAAUACAUUUUGUAAAUAAAAUGUACAGAAAGUU
Molecule: messenger RNA, 4770 nt
Organism: Lates calcarifer (barramundi perch)
Lineage: Eukaryota; Metazoa; Chordata; Actinopteri; Centropomidae
Product: glutamate receptor 3
Exons: 16
Coding region: 330-2978 (882 amino acids)
Biological process (GO): modulation of chemical synaptic transmission; monoatomic ion transport; synaptic transmission, glutamatergic
Cellular component (GO): plasma membrane; postsynaptic membrane; dendritic spine
Molecular function (GO): transmitter-gated monoatomic ion channel activity involved in regulation of postsynaptic membrane potential; AMPA glutamate receptor activity
Source: RefSeq, a predicted model, not a curated record